Amborella trichopoda is the source of this 1957-nucleotide messenger RNA. Its product is annotated as caffeoylshikimate esterase. The record is from RefSeq and is a predicted model, not a curated record. NCBI's taxonomy places the organism in Eukaryota, Viridiplantae, Streptophyta, Magnoliopsida, Amborellales, Amborellaceae.
AAUCAUGUAGAGAAAGAGAGAGGAGAGAUUUUCCUGUCGUACAAGAGGCUCUCCAUCCCUACCUCACCCUCUAGAGAGAGAUCCUUUUUUGUGAGGUUCUUCAUCCCCACCUCACCACACUGCCCCUCAGAGAGGGAGAUCCAAUUUAGAGAGGUGAGAGAAUAUUUAUUGACCAAGACUAACGAGAGAGAGAGAACUGAAGCCGAAAGGAAGAAGCAUUUCUUCUGAUGGCGGUGGCACCUCUUCACCCCAUAGCAGAGGCGAACGAGCGGAGCCCAUUUGGGGACUUCACCCCCGAUCAAUUCUAUGAUCGCCAUGGCAUCACCCACUCGUCGUCAUUCAUGCGCAACGCACGUGGCAUGAACAUCUUCACCCAGUCAUGGCUCCCCAUCAAGAAUGACCAUGAUAGUAAGCAAGUAAUGGGCAUUGUGUGUGUGGUACAUGGGUUCACAGGGGAGAGUAGCUGGUUUGUUCAGCUCACAGCAGUGGCCAUGGCAAAGCAGGGGUUUGCGUGCUGCGCUCUCGACCACCAGGGCCAUGGCUUGUCGGAUGGCCUCUCUACUCACAUCCCCAACAUCGAACCUGUCCUCGAUGACUGCCAGGCUUUCUUCUCUAACUUCCGCUCGCGCUUCCCCCCCUCAUUACCAGCCUUCCUCUAUGCCGAAUCCCUCGGGGGUGCCAUGGCCCUCUUCCUCCACCUCCGCGACAAGCGCUCGUGGUCUGGCCUCAUCCUCAAUGGUGCAAUGUGCGGGAUCAGCCCACGCUUCAAACCUCCAUGGCCCCUUGAGCACCUUCUAUGGAUUGCCGCUGCCGUUGCGCCCACCUGGCGCCUGGUCCCCACGCGCGGCAUACCGCGUGCCUCAUUCAAAGAAGAGUGGAAGUUCAGACUUGCAGUGGCGAGCCCUUACCGGACCGCGAGGAAGCCGAGGGCGGGGACCGCACUUGAGCUCCUAAGGAUUUGCAAAGUGUUGCAAGAGCGAUUCGAGGAGGUGGAGGCACCAAUGCUCGUGGUUCACGGUGAGGAAGACAGAGUCUGUGAUCCAAAGGGAGUGGAAGAGCUCGUGAGGAGGGCAGGGAGUAAGGACAAGACACUGAAGAUUUAUGAGGGGAUGUGGCAUCAGCUGGUGGGGGAGCCUCAGGAGAAUGUAGAGAAGGUGUUUGGAGACAUCAUUAAUUGGCUUAAGGAGCGGGCCACACGAGCUAGAGCUCAUGCCGGUGCCCAAUAGUUUUAAUAGUUGGCUUCAUGCUCGAUAAGGGUAUAUACUCCAGUUUCAAUAUAAACUUUAGGGGUAUGCUAUCAAGGGUACGUACCAAGCAUGAAGAUGUAUCUCAUCAAUCGAAAAAGCAUCAAUGUCUCAGAUUUAUCACAUGCUGAACAAGCACAGUAAACAUCUACUUUUAGUGACCAGUUUGAAACCUCCUUAGAAACGGUUUGAAGACAAUAAUGUUUACAUCACUAGAUUUGAGUAGAAAUUACAGGUCAAUAGAUCUGCACCCACAGAUACUUUUUUCCCCCUGGUUCUAAGGAACACUGAGUUUACAGUCUCCAUUAAUCCCUGAAGAUAAUAAAUAUCUUUUUCUAUAGCCCAUGAAGAUAAUGAAUAUCAGCGAAGUAGAAAAUUCAUCUCACCAGAUCUGCCUCUUAUACAAACUUGCUUUGUUGGGGCCUAGUUCUUAGGAACGUGAGCUUUAUAGUCUCUCCUUAUCUGGAUCCAUAAAGAUUACAAUAGUGGCUUGUUUAUAGCACAAGAGAAAUUUCAUGUCAUUAUCUGCCUCUCAUACACAUAACCCAUCAGGGCCUAGUUCAUAGGUGUGAGCUUUAUAGGCUCUUUUUCUCGUGAUCUUUGAAGAUAAUAAUGGUGGCAAUAACUUGAGUUGAAUAGAAAUUUCAUGUCUUCGAAUGUGCCUCUUACAUAAACUGGCUUAGUGGCUUUGUUGAGCCCCAGUUUCUUAGGAA